AAAGAAUGGGCUUUUAGAAUCGAACCUUUCUUGCUGCAAAUUAGGGGAAGGUCUUCCGGGACUCCGUACAGACUACAGCUCCUUCUACAACGACAAAGGAACCGGAUUCCGAUUCAUAAUCCGAAACCCGGCGAGGCACAAGCUGCUGCUGCUGCUGGUAAACUCUGUAUAUUCUUCUGGAAUUUUGCACGAACGAAGAGGAACUGUAAAUAUAAAUCGGGGACCUCUGGUUUCAUAUGUAUCGGUAACAAGUCGGCGUGCGUCGCCAGCAUUGAAACCCCUGCUUGUGUUUAAGCUUUCACCGGAAGGUUUCGAAGUUAUUUGGUCGUUGGAAUCAAGGGAAAUGAAAAGCACCGGUCUUUGUUGGAUUUUAUGGAUGAGAAAGAAUCGAUUUUUGGGAAUAAUAGUAUUGAAGAUGUUAGCUGGCUCUGUUCACUCUCCGAAUCCGCGCUUGAUAUGUUUCUAAGUUUAAAGAUGCUAGUAAUUCAACGUGUCAGAGUAAUUGUGCAUGAUGAAUUAGCUGAGAAUUUUGAUCUCAAGAUGCUUCGAGCCCUUGGGUUCAUUUUAAUGGAUAUAUCUCAAAGAGAGGGUUAAGGAUUUUUCUCUUAAACCUGGUUUGGCUGAGUCUGCUUCAUUUAUGGAUGGUUGCAAUUUGUUGAAAUGUAAGCUUGAUAAUAUUAUGAGUAUCGAAGAGAUAAAGACAUUUAUUGUCAUGGAUUUUAUAAAGAGACCUUCUGAAAGGCAUGUGCAAGAUACUCAAGAUUGAAUACUCACUUGAUUAUUUGUUUGUUUUGAGUGGUCAUUGCUUUUUCUUCCUGCCAUUGUUUGGAUGAUUUGACCCUUAAAGUGAUUUUUGAAAGGGAUUUGUGUUUUUCAAUCCAGAAGAUUUUUAAAAGGGGUUAGUGUUUUCAGUCCAGACGAGCUAAAACAUGCCAGGAACCACAUCCAAGGAUGCGGUUGUCCAGAAUGGAAAAAAAUGCCAGUACGGACAGUAAAACACUUUUAUCUUUUGGAAUGUUCCAAAAGUCAGUAAUCAGAGAAUUGCCUUUUCUAUUAUUUCAAGACAUUUUUUCUGUAAGUGAAUCAUUUUUGUGUUAAUCCUUUGGUUCAUUUUCAAUGAGAUAUUGUAGGCUGAAACAUCCUUUUACAUUUUUGUUUAUUUCUAGUGUAAAGACCACAAGAGAAUCUUGUUUUCAAAUAGUAGUGUAUAAAACUAAAAUCAGUUGAAAAAGAUAGAACAUUUGUUUGAGGGCUGUAACUUUGUAAGAAAAAUCUUGACAAAAU
Messenger RNA from Rubroshorea leprosula, 1284 nucleotides. Lineage: Eukaryota; Viridiplantae; Streptophyta; Magnoliopsida; Malvales; Dipterocarpaceae. The record is from the annotation of a GenBank genome assembly.